This is a messenger RNA of Paramisgurnus dabryanus, 3008 nucleotides long. RefSeq names its product mannosidase, alpha, class 1B, member 1a (gene man1b1a). NCBI's taxonomy places the organism in Eukaryota, Metazoa, Chordata, Actinopteri, Cypriniformes, Cobitidae. The record is from RefSeq and is a predicted model, not a curated record. Gene Ontology annotation, molecular function: calcium ion binding; mannosyl-oligosaccharide 1,2-alpha-mannosidase activity. Gene Ontology annotation, cellular component: membrane; endoplasmic reticulum. Gene Ontology annotation, biological process: mannose trimming involved in glycoprotein ERAD pathway; carbohydrate metabolic process.
UUAUCAGCCGUCACAUAAACAUUACACUGCACGCGGUUGUCUGACUGUUAGGCAGUUAUCAUGCGUGAUAUAUUUACACAGAUACUUUACGAAUAAAUUAUAUUUUAGUAUAACCGAGUGUUUUAUCGUAUCGACACGCGUUUGUUAGGACGGCAGACUGAAUCAGGAGAGAGAGAUGAUGCUGUCUAGCCUGAUAGUAGCCUCUCCUGCACGCGCAUACGCAAUAAAAGCGAUAAGACUGAGUCUAUAUUAAUACUGUUUACAUUAUGGAUGGGAUGUUUUACCUCUGACCUCCUUGGACUUGUGUUAUUGAACCAUCGCCUCAACAAGGAUCGACAAGAAAAGGUAAACAUUGCUACAUUUGGAGGCCACUUGACUUGCUCUCUUACGUUACCUCAGGAGAGAUGGGAUGAAUAAUGUCUUGUUUUGGAGCGGUGGACUGUAUUAGGGAUGUUCUCGCCACAGAGGAAGGAUUAUGUCUCUCUGACACUGGGAGAUCAGCACAGUAGCAGUUACACCAAUGGGAAACAUCGGAGGCAGUCCUGCUGGAGGAAAUGGAAACAGCUUUCUAGACUUCAACGCAGUCUCAUUCUCUUCAUCCUCGCGUUCCUCUUCAUCUGUGGAAUCUUGUCUUAUUCCAAUCUGACAGAGCAGUGGAGAGGCCUCCCUGAUCGAUCUGUGAAGGAGGAUUGGGUCGAAAUGGAUAACAGAGGUCUUAGGCCCAUCCCUCCUGGCCUCAUCCCAAAACUUCCUGGCAUCGCCCCUGGGGUCAUUCAGGAUAUCCCACCAGAAGUUCUGCCGGAGCUUCAAAGGCCAAACAUUCCGCUUCUUCCCAAACCCCAAGCCAUGAGGAAGCCCCCCAGUAAACGCGGCCCACCAGCUCUACAGAAACGAGUGAAUGCGACAGACCCACAGCUUAAAGAUAGAGAAAAACCAGUGAUCAUGAGAGAAGAUGAAGGGGGAACCGAGGCAAAAACAGUCAUUAGCUGGCGUGGGGCGAUGAUCGAGGCAGAACAGGGGACAGAGCUUCAGAUCACCCCUAAUGGAAAAGAGGCCGGAACUGAUUUCGAAGAGGGGGCCUCUUUAAAACCAGUUACAGUUAAGGCUGUGGAUCGAGCUGAGGCGGUGCGGGAGGCAUUUAAACACGCGUGGAAGGGCUACAAGGCAUUUGCUUGGGGUCAUGAUGAACUCAAGCCCAUCUCUAGGACUCAUGCGGAGUGGUUUGGUCUGGGACUCACUCUGAUAGACGCACUAGACACCAUGUGGAUAUUGGAUCUGAAGGAUGAGUUUGCAGAAGCAAGGAAGUGGGUCGAGACAGAAUUAUCCUUUUCUAAGAAUGUGGAUGUCAAUCUUUUCGAAAGUACUAUUCGUAUAUUGGGAGGCCUCUUAAGCACAUACCAUCUGACCGGCGACACACUGUUUUUGGAUAAAGCUAAGGACAUUGGGUCCAGAUUAAUGCCUGCCUUUAAGACACCAUCCAAAAUCCCCUUUUCUGAUGUGAAUAUCGGCAAAGGUACAGCUCACCCUCCACGCUGGACCACAGACAGCACCGUCGCGGAGGUGACCAGCAUUCAAUUGGAGUUCAGAGAGCUCAGUCGACUCACGCAGGACCAACAGUACCAGAAAGCAGUUGAGGAGGUGACCAGACAUGUGCACAAGUUAGAGGGGAAGCAUGAUGGUCUGGUGCCCAUGUUCAUAAACACAAACAGUGGAAAGUUUACACGCAAAGGAGCCUUCACGCUGGGAGCCCGUGCCGACAGCUACUACGAGUACCUGCUCAAGCAGUGGCUACAGGGUGGCAAAAAGGAAACCGAACUGUUAGAGGACUAUCUUCAAGCUAUAGAAGGUGUCAAAAAGAAUCUCUUGAGACAGACCUCUCCUAGUAAACUGACUUUCGUAGGAGAGCUGGCCAACGGUCACCUCAACCCCAAAAUGGAUCAUCUAGUGUGUUUUCUGCCGGGCACACUGGCUCUCGGUACUCAUAAUGGACUGCCAGACGAUCACAUGGAUCUGGCUCAGCAGCUAAUGGAGACGUGCCAUCAGAUGUACGCGCAGAUGGAGACAGGUCUGAGUCCUGAGAUCGCUCACUUUAACAUGCAGUACCAAAAUGGACGAGACAUUGAUGUGAAGCCUGCAGACAGACACAACUUAUUACGGCCAGAGACUGUGGAGAGUCUGUUCUACAUGUACAGGUUCACCAAAGACAACAAAUAUAGAGACUGGGGCUGGGAUAUACUACAGAGCUUCAACAAAUACACUAGAGUCCCCAGUGGGGGCUACACCUCCAUAAGUAACGUCCGUGACCCCUCGAACCCUGCACCCAGAGAUAAGAUGGAGAGUUUCUUCCUCGGAGAGACAUUGAAAUAUCUCUUUCUGCUCUUCGUUGAUGACACUGAGAUGAUCAGUCUGGAUAAGUAUGUGUUCAACACUGAGGCCCAUCCACUGCCCAUAUGGCCGUCCACUUCGUGACGAGAGGGGCCAGACACGCGGGGCUCUUCGUCCACCUUUAACAAGAAUUGAUGCAGGCUUCCACAAGAAGUUGUUCCUCAGAGCUCUUGCAUUCGAUGGAUUCUCAUGGUGGGCCACUCCGCAGUGAGGAUUUGGUUUUUGAAUAGAGGUGGCAGGCUAUUAUGCACUGACCUUUUACUGUGCAAGAGAGGUUUAUUACAAUAUGCUGAGAGUUUUUGCAUUUUCUAAUGGAUCCUAUAAGAACAGAUUUUGGCGAGGUGUUACUCACAGCUUGGGCUGUAAUGAAAUCUCUUGUCAGUGAAAGACUUGAAAAUGGUGUCUACUUUAAAUUCUUGUAUAAAAAUAGUGUAAAAUAGUGUACAGUAUCACUUUUAUGUAAGGUUUGAUUAGUUUGUGCAUUAAUUUAUGCAUUUGGUAUCAUGAAUUAACAAUGAACAAGUAUUUACUGCGUUAAUUAAUGUUUUUUAUUUAUAUGUAAUGUUUUGUAAAUGUAUGGUCUAGAAAUUAACUAAUACUGUUUAUUUAAAGGGACACUCCAC